AUAGUAUUGCUUUGCUCUCAAAUUAGAAACGAGAAACAUCUUUAGUAUCACCACUGUGACAUGUUCUUAGUAGUUAUUACUUCCGUUCCUUAAUAUAAGAACUUUUGGCAAACUAAAUUAGUUUCCCGAAGCGUCCUAUAUCAUGGAACGGGGGCAGUAGUGAAGUACAUAAUUGGCUAGCUAGGUUUCAGUAAAAAAAAACAAGCCUCAACAACACCUGAAAUGUAAUGGACAAAGCUUUGCCCUGUGAAAGCAAAGCCAUGUAUAUUCAUGACCAUAGAAACUCUAUUGCGCGAGUUUUUAUUAACUCUACUACACAAAUUUCUAUAUUCUGGAACAUUUACACUAGUUUUUUUCCCGUUGCAAAACAUGAGCGUGUUGGCCAGCCGACAAAGCUAGCCCUCUAGAACGCCUAUAGCAGAUCAAGGAGAGAAGCGGACAAACACCGAUUUUUUUUUUUUUUGCCCAGUCCACUAUGUCAUGCUCUCUCUGUUCUUAAAUAAGUGUACAAUCUAACUUUUGUCCUAAGUUAAAAUUUUAAAACUUUGACCAUUUUAUUAAAACAAUAGCAACAUACAUGACAUCAAAUCCAUAUAAUACAAAGAAAAACACUUGAAGACGAUCCUAGUGAUACUAAAUUGGGGUGCUAUAAAUAUUGUCACUUUUUCAUAAAGUUGAUGAAACUUUAAAAUAUUUAAUUUAGGACAAGAUAUAUAAGUACACUUGUUAGGGAACUUGGAUGGAGGGAGUAGACUCUCAUAAUUUUGCAGGUGGAUGGUUGAACCGCACGCAGACAAGCUCACGAGCAAGUGCGCCUGGGAGACAAGAUUGCCCGUCUCUAGGAGGGAGCGCAAGUCUGCUCGUGGAGUUGCGCUACACGCAUUCCAUUAUUCGGCGGAUCAAGAUUCAGAGGACGCGCCGUGCCCUGCGGUGCCUAUCUUGGGGCCGGAGAUAGAAAGGAACCUCUUCACAUGGUCGCAUAAACAAUCGCAGGCCCGCAGGGGCAAACUGGCAACUCUGCAAUGUACUGUAUGGCUGAAGUAGUCUACCCGGACGGCCACUCUCUACAACAACGAAGGCAAGGACCGCCGCCGCCCCCACGGCCCCACCCACCAAGACGAUAUGUCCGCCGCCGUUACACGGCCUUGGUUCCUCGUCGUCGUCGCCGCGGCGUUCUGGGCCUGCAUACUAUACGUCCGCAUCUCCGUGCACACGGUUGCACCGAGCGACGUGAGCCGCAGCGGCGCUGACAGCAGUGAUCCAUGCAGGGGACGUUACGUGUAUGUGCACGAGCUCCCGCCACGAUUCAACGCCGACAUGCUCUCCGGCUGCGCCAAUCUGGAGGGCCAAUGGCCCAACAUGUGCAAGCAGGUGAGCAACGCCGGCCUCGGGGAGCCGCUGCUACACCCCGAUCAGCUCGACGGGGAGGUGCCGGGCGGUGGCGCGCUCACCAACUCCAGCGGCUGGUACGCGACGCAGCAGUUCGGGUUGGACGCCAUCUUCCACGCCCGCAUGCAGCGGUACGAGUGCCUCACCAACGACUCAUCCGCGGCGGCCGCCGUGUUCGUCCCGUUCUACGCCGGCUUCGAGUUCUCGCUCCAUCAGUGGGGCUACGACGAAGCAACGCGGGACGCCGCGUCGCGCGACCUGGCGAGCUGGCUCAAGAGCCGCCCGGAGUGGCGCAGGGCGAGCGGCCGCGACCACUUCCUCGUGGCCGGGCGCACGGCCUGGGACUUCCAGCGCGACACCAUCAACAUCUCAGUCUGGGGCACCAACCUGCUCCUCCUCGACGCCGUCAGGAACAUGACCGUCCUCGUCAUCGAGUCGUCCACCUCCGUCAUCGGGGGCGGCAGCGACAUGGCUGUGCCUUACCCGACAUACUUCCACCCACGGACAGACGCCGAUGUCCUGGACUGGCAGCGCAGGAUCAGGAGCGCCGACCGCCCGUGGCUCAUGUCCUUCGUGGGCGCGCCAAGGCCGCGCGAAUGGCAGUCCAUCAGGCCGGACAUCAUCGACCAGUGCGCCGCGUCGUCCGCCUGCCGCCAUCUGGGCUGCGCCAGCGGGGAAAAGCAGUGCCACACCCCGGGGGAGAUCAUGCGCCUCUUCCGGAGCUCCACGUUCUGCCUCCAGCCACGGGGGGACUCGGCCACGCGGCGGUCGGCGUUCGACGCCAUGGUCGCCGGCUGCGUGCCGGUCUUCUUCCACCCGCGCUCCGCGUACCUCCAGUACAAGUGGCACCUGCCCAGCAACCACACCCGCUACUCGGUGUUCAUAACGGAGGACGACGUGCGCGCGGGCAACGUGAGCAUCGAGGAGACGCUCAGGAGGAUACCGCCGGCGACGGUGCGGGAGAUGCAGGAAGAGGUCGUCAGGCUCAUGCCGGGGCUCGUGUACGCCGACCCGAGGUACACGCUCGAGACGGUGAAGGAUGCGUUCGAUCUCACGGUGGACGGUGUGCUGAAGAAGGUGGCAGAGACGCGGAGUGCCGAACUAUUGGGUGGUGGUGUAGCCCGGCACUCGACCUCGCAAGAUAACACAAUUUCAUCCAAGUGAUGGGUUCAUCGUCACUUGGCGUGAUGAACAAUCAGCUCGUGUAACCCGUGGAUAACACCUGCUGAAUGUCUGUUGUUGACUGCUGAGAUGUUUCUAUGUGCAUGUAAUUGUACCGAUCUCAAUUGUAUCUUGCGUAGUGGUAGUAAUUCGGCACAACUAGCACAUGGAAUUCAACAUCUAAGAUGCAUUCGUUCAUAAGUUUACGUAGCUUCUGAAUUUUAUGUGUAUAACUUUUCAUAACAA
Molecule: messenger RNA, 2796 nt
Organism: Lolium perenne
Lineage: Eukaryota; Viridiplantae; Streptophyta; Magnoliopsida; Poales; Poaceae
Product: xyloglucan galactosyltransferase KATAMARI1 homolog
Molecular function (GO): glycosyltransferase activity
Source: RefSeq, a predicted model, not a curated record